Molecule: messenger RNA, 2141 nt
Organism: Ochotona curzoniae (black-lipped pika)
Lineage: Eukaryota; Metazoa; Chordata; Mammalia; Lagomorpha; Ochotonidae
Gene: MEST
Product: mesoderm specific transcript
Exons: 12
Coding region: 145-1128 (327 amino acids)
Molecular function (GO): catalytic activity
Source: RefSeq, a predicted model, not a curated record
GCACGUGCCGCGACCUGCCCGAGUGCCGCUUGCCGCCGGCCGGUGUCGGCUGUGCCCCCGCUGCCCUGCCCUGCCCGGCGUCCGCGUCCGCGGCGCCCCCCGUGCACCGCCACGCUGCGGCGUGCGGCAUGGGAUAACGCGGCCAUGGUGCGCCGGGAUCGCCUCCGCAGAAUGCGGGAGUGGUGGGUCCAGGUGGGCCUGCUGGCCGUGCCCCUGCUGGCCGCGUACCUGCACAUCCCGCCCCCCCAGCUGUCCCCUGCUCUCCACUCCUGGAAGACUUCCGGCAAGUUCUUUACCUACAAAGGACUGCGCAUCUUCUACCAAGACUCGGUGGGCGUCGUGGGAAGUCCGGAGAUAGUGGUGCUUCUGCAUGGCUUUCCAACAUCCAGCUAUGACUGGUAUAAGAUCUGGGAGGGUCUAACCCUGAGGUUCCACCGUGUGAUUGCCCUGGACUUCCUUGGCUUUGGCUUCAGUGACAAACCGAGACCGCAUCACUAUUCCAUAUUUGAGCAAGCCAGCAUCGUGGAGGCGCUUUUGCGGCACCUGGGGCUGCAGAACCAUCGGCUCAACCUGCUGUCUCAUGACUACGGCGACAUCGUGGCCCAGGAGCUGCUCUAUAGGUACAAGCAGAAUCGAUCCGGUCGGCUUACCAUAAAGAGUCUCUGUCUGUCCAACGGAGGUAUAUUUCCUGAGACGCACCGUCCUCUCCUGCUACAAAAGCUACUCAAAGAUGGAGGAGUCUUGUCGCCCAUCCUCACGCGACUCAUGAACUUCUUCGUGUUCUCUCGAGGCCUCACCCCGGUCUUUGGGCCCUACACGAGACCCUCUGAGAGUGAGCUGUGGGACAUGUGGGCAGGGGUCCGUAACAACGACGGGAACCUGGUGAUCGACAGUCUCUUACAGUACAUCAACCAGAGGAAGAAGUUCAGAAGGCGCUGGGUAGGAGCGCUUGCUUCCGUCUCCAUUCCCAUUCACUUCAUCUACGGGCCACUGGACCCCAUCCAUCCCUACCCAGAGUUCCUGGAGCUGUACAGGAAGAAAAGAUGCCCAGCACAGGUCCUGGCCACACACUAUCCUCUCACUUACGUUGGUGAACAAGUACGGGAGAAAAGCCAGCAGAGGCUCUAACUUGAUACAGCAGUGCUCUUGCCACUGGUCCUCUCAUGUCCGAUCAGCAUGUGCCACUGUCAUGUGUUGUCAGGAAAUUCUGAGCAGCGCAACUAACUGAUGCAAAAAAGGCACUCUUUGCAUAAAACACUUUAAACACUAUUGGCCUCUUCUGAAAUAUUCAGAAGUGCUAUUUCCUAGCCCAGUCUUAGUUUGACUCCUACAUGGAGAAUGAGGAGGGGGCCUACCUGUGCCUUUCAGGGCACAUGCUUUUUUUUUUCUUAACGAAUUCUUGAAGCAACAGUUUCAAGUAAGAGUCCCUUGUCAUAAUAUUAGAUUUAGUUUCUCAAGCUACUUAUAGACAUUUUGUUAGAAUAGGUAUUGACUUCCUAACACAGUAUUCUAGUUCUGUCUUAAGACUGAUUUACCUAUACAUGCUCCACUUAUUUUAAGAUACUAACCAGCAGGCCUUUCUCUCCCGGCGUAACGAACAUAGCCACAUGUCCAGUGUCUGACUAGCCGAGCUGGCUGCAGAGUUCCCCAACAUCACAGGCCGCUAAGGACCGAGUGCCUGUGCCAGAGGCGUGCUGUUGUUAGCUGGGAAGACCAAUUCGGACAGCAGGUAACAGCCUGCCGCCUCGUACCUCGGUGCUCGGAAGCACGUCCGUCCCUCCUGCCGCGGCGGAGGGGAGGGGACCGCGUGCAGCCAGCAGCCGUGUGGAACGCACGGGGAAUCCUUUCAUGGUUGCUCAAUUUCCCACUGGCUGGCCCAGAGUGGUUUUCUCACACAGCUCAGCAAUUUCUGUACUUUACAAGCAGGGACAGUUCUAGAAACUUUAAGAAAAAUUCUGAAAGACCUGUGAGCAAAUGGUGCUGAAUACUUAAAAGUCACAGUUUCACUGUCUUAGUCAAAGCAGAAUUAUUAAGUGAUUAUUUUAAAUUCAUUUUUUAUUAGCAACUUUAAGUAUAACAACUUUGAAACUGGAAUAAGUGUUUAUUUUCUAUUAAUAAAACGAAUUGUUGCAAGAAGUGGA